AUGACACCAGCUCCCAUGGAUCCAUCUCCUCCUCAGGGCCAACAGCUACAGGGCCCAUUGAGUCAGUCAGCUGUGGAACAGGAAAAAGCCAUGUUCCAGCAUCUCAUUUCGGUGUAUGCUCCCCCUCAAGGACAGACACCGAAGACGAGCCGUGCUCCAUCCACCAAGCGUCCUCGACCGGGUCACCAGAAGGAGGAGACGGAAGAUGCAUUGAUGCCGGCAGCGGGCUCGACAGACGACCCCUUUCGUCAGGGUCAGCUGAACCCACGAGGUCGCCAUCCCAAAGGGUGGUCCAAGGGUGGGAGGAGCAAGGGUCUGGGAAAGGGUCGAGGCAAGGGCUUCGGCAAGUCAAACUACAGUGGUCCCUCACAGGAAGGAGGCCCCUGGAGUGCGGAGGUGGAUUACUACUCCAUCGAUCGCGAGUCCAUGAUGGGUCAAAUGGCUCGCAUGUUGAUCCGCCACGAGAGGCAACUGCAGUCCCUUCAACAAGAUCAGAAGCUUCACUUGUUUCUGCGUCCGGCAUCUGCAGUUCCGCUGAUGGUCAAGGUCGCUCGGACCUGGCGAGAGCUGAUGGACGCUGGGAAAGUUCGCUCCUCGCUUCGGGAAACGAUGCUUCGCGAGCUGAUACAAGAGCUCAAAAGCCGUAUUCAGGGGUUCAAUGCCAGGCCAGAGAUGAAGGAGAAGGCUAUGCAGAUGAACUGGACAGACAGUCAGGGGGCGUGGAACUAUCUCAGAUGGAAUCCCGAGACCCAGAAGGAGGAGCUGGUUCCACAGGUGGAGAGCCGUACCACCGGGCAGAUCCUGGAGGAUCUACAGGCAAUCGAGAAUCUGAUCAAUGGCACCACGAUCAGGCACUUCGGAUCAGUUCGCCCCUUUCGCCAGCAUUACGAGACAAGCUGGGUCCAAUUCACACUCGAGAUCGAACUUCGCACCGAUGGCGACAUUCUCUGGAAGCACUUCAAUGCGCUGAUAAACUCCUCGGUGCUGCAUCUUCUUGCGGCCCGUCUUCGGCGGGACCGACGGAUUCCCUCGGGGAUCACUCAGCUGCAUCUCAUUGGCUGUGAUCUCCUUGCUAUUCGCCUCCUCAAUCCCACUUCCAGCACUUGCUACAUGAAUAGCCUGCUGAUCUUGGCAGAUUGCAUGGGGUAUAUGAUGCCUUACAACAGCACUCAGGCCGGCUGGAUGUUAGCAAGCACAUGCAUUGGAUCAUGCUUAUCAGUCCGUGGUUGCAACCUUUUCGGCAACACGAUGUGGCUGAGUUUGCUCAGCACCUUGUGCGUCGUCUGCGUAUUCCUGCUUUUCAGGGAUGCUGGCAUGCUCGACGUUUUGAGGUUCAAUGCUGAGGGAAGGGGCAAGUGGAAGCGCACAGUGAAGAGCUUACACCAGAUUCUACAUGUACUGGAGGAUGUCAUGAUUCCCAUAUUUGCGGAUGUGGAUUCCCUUCAGAACCUCCGUGUGGUCAUCUGUGAGGACAUCUCACCUGUCUCGUUAAGGGUCCCUUAUGGGAUUGAGGUGGGUGUAGGAGACUUGACGCUUCAGCUCAUAGACGAGUUGCUGCUCGACGCCGAGGACUUGUGCCGCCACAACUUCGGUCAUCACGUCGUGCAGUCCGUGCUUGAGCAUGGCCACGAGAGGCACCGCAAAAUCGUCGCCAAAGUUCUCGGGCGGGACCUUCUCGGCUUCGCGAAGCACCGCAAUGCCAGCUACCUGGUGGAAAAGGCCAUGUGGUACUGCGCGCCCGAG
Messenger RNA from Symbiodinium necroappetens, 1743 nucleotides. The record is from the annotation of a GenBank genome assembly. NCBI's taxonomy places the organism in Eukaryota, Dinophyceae, Suessiales, Symbiodiniaceae.